Molecule: messenger RNA, 645 nt
Organism: Mercurialis annua (annual mercury)
Lineage: Eukaryota; Viridiplantae; Streptophyta; Magnoliopsida; Malpighiales; Euphorbiaceae
Exons: 3
Coding region: 121-405 (94 amino acids)
Source: RefSeq, a predicted model, not a curated record
UUUUAACUCUUUCCCCAACCAACCUGAUGUUCAUCGUCAUCGAGUUUCAUUCAUAGUUUUUUAGUCAGAAACGUUUCUUCGCGUCGCGAUUCUGAAGUCCCCGAUUAGGGUUUUGAAAAAAUGGGAUUUAUAAUGGAAUUCGCUGAGAAUUUGGUGCUGAGAUUGAUGGAAGAUCCAAAGGAAAGAGACCAGAGAGCUAGGGAUCGUUUGUAUGCGGUGAAAGAUAAGUGCCAGAAGACAAAAGAAAUGUGGAGCUUACCUUUGAGGCCGUACGGUUUUUGGACAUUUGAGAGACAUAAUUCUCAACUUGCUUGGGAUGCUCAGAUUAGCCAAGUUGUCGGUCGCAGAGACCCGUAUGAUGAUCUUCUUGAAGACAGCUAUGUUGCCCCCUCUUCCUCUAAAUGAAUUUGAUACCUCAAUUCGCCUAUAGCAGAUUGAAAAGCAGCUUUCUUGAAGGAAGAAGAUGCUACGCUGUGUUUGUGCUUUUGUACCUCUAUUUCAGAAUCUUGUAAUUAUCUCUUGCAGGAUGUCAGCUUGUAAUAAUCUUGAAAUUUAUAGACUGGUUCAGGAUUUCGAAUAAUUGUCCAAAGAGGUCGCCUUUUAUCGAACAUAUGCUUGAAAUUUCAAAUUUUAAUCAUUUGUAUU